CCGUCUCUUCUUCUCCAAUUCCCUGCUUUCCCACUACGCAGUCUCUCUCUCUCUCUCUCUCUCUCUCUCUCUCUCUCUCUCUCUCUCCAUCCGCAUCUUUCUUCCUCUGGGUCGCUUUCUGAUCAGUGAAGAGAAGCUAUAGAAGCGGCAAAAUCGGAUUUUUUUUUUCGCCCCCCGUUUCUUCUUCUCAGUGUUCCUCUUUGGAGAUUGGAGAGUUCUCGUAUGGGUCUCUGAUUUUUUCGGCGGAGGCGGCCAUGGGCAAUUGCUUGGUCUCGCCGUCGUCGCGAGUGGAGAACGCUCACAUCACUCAGCACGCUUCCUAUCCCUCAAAAGGCACCAGCAAAACAAAUUUAUCUUCUGUUCCUUCAACUCUGCGAACAUAUUCAACUCCUUCAACUCUGACCAUGCCUUCUUAUACUGAGAGGACUUCUAAUGAGAGUCUUCCUACACCACGAACUGAAGGUGAGAUUUUGUCCUCCUCAAAUUUGAAGGCCUUCACAUUCAAUGAUCUGAAAAAUGCGACUAGAAACUUCCGUCUGGAUAGUCUUCUUGGGGAAGGAGGAUUUGGUUAUGUCUAUAAAGGUUGGAUUGACGAACAAAGUUUAACUGCUUCGAGGCCUGGUGCUGGCAUGGUUGUUGCUGUCAAGAAGCUUAAACAGGAGGGUUUCCAGGGCCACAAGGAGUGGCUGACAGAGGUCAACUAUCUUGGUCAGCUUCACCAUCCAAAUUUAGUUAAACUCAUUGGUUACUGUUCAGAGGGUGACAACCGCCUUCUGGCUUAUGAAUUCAUGUCAAAAGGCAGUUUGGAGAAUCAUCUUUUUAGGAGAGGUGCACAACCACUGCCUUGGGCAACAAGGAUCAAAGUUGCGAUUGGAGCUGCUAGGGGACUCUCUUUUUUGCAUGAUGCUGAAUCCCAAGUCAUAUAUCGAGAUGUUAAGGCAUCAAACAUCCUCCUUGACUCGGAAUUCAAUGCCAAGCUUUCAGACUUUGGCUUGGCAAAAGCUGGACCAACUGGGGACAGAACUCAUGUAUCUACGCAAGUCAUGGGCACUCAUGGAUAUGCAGCUCCUGAAUACAUUGCAACAGGUCGGCUCUCUGCAAAGGCUGAUGUAUACAGUUUCGGGGUUGUGUUGUUGGAGUUGUUGUCUGGACGCCGGGCUCUUGACAAAACAAGAGUAGGCAUAGAGCAGAGCUUAGCAGACUGGGCGAAGCCCUAUUUGGGUGAUAAGCGCAAAAUUUACCGGAUCAUGGACUCAAGACUAGAGGGCCGAUAUCCAAAGAAAGGAGCUCAGGGAGUUGCCACCCUUGCUUUGCAAUGCAUUUGUAGGGAGGCCAAACUCCGGCCCCGUAUGUCUGCGGUAUUGGCUAUGCUGGAGCAACUGCAUGACCCUAAAAAUACAGCAGUGGUGCAACCCCAAACAGAUCGAUGGAAGGCCUCUAGUACCAUUCCAAGGUCACCUAUAAAGCAUCACAAUUCACCACGACGCCUGACCACUGGUAGGUCCUCAUUGCCAUCUUAUCAGCGAUCACCAUGGGUACAUUGAACAGGAGAGACACAUCCAAGUGGUAUUUUCAAUGUGUAUCGGAUACUUUAUUUUUUUGUUUGCUUCAUGUCUGGUGAUUCACAUUUUGCAGCUUAUAUUUUUAAGAGAGACAAGUUCCUACAGAGAAGGCAUUACACGUUUAAAACACCUUGUUAAUUGCAUUCAUGGAGGAACCUGUAUUUUUCAGUGCACUGACAUAUUUAUGGAGCUCUCUUUGACAAUAGUAAUAUAUUUUCCGACCUACAAUGGUUGUGUUUCUAGAUUCA
Molecule: messenger RNA, 1810 nt
Organism: Phoenix dactylifera (date palm)
Lineage: Eukaryota; Viridiplantae; Streptophyta; Magnoliopsida; Arecales; Arecaceae
Product: putative serine/threonine-protein kinase PBL3
Biological process (GO): protein phosphorylation
Molecular function (GO): protein kinase activity; ATP binding
Source: RefSeq, a predicted model, not a curated record